Molecule: messenger RNA, 1200 nt
Organism: Helianthus annuus (common sunflower)
Lineage: Eukaryota; Viridiplantae; Streptophyta; Magnoliopsida; Asterales; Asteraceae
Exons: 1
Coding region: 1-1200 (399 amino acids)
Source: RefSeq, a predicted model, not a curated record
AUGGUUGAAGGGCAAUAUGAAGAAGUUCAUGCGGUACAAGGGCAAGGUGGGGGUGGUAGAAAUUACAACAUGAAUUCAAAUACUUACCACCCCGGUUUACGAAACCACCUAAAUUUUCGAUAUGGGAAUUCCUCAAUCCAAGCCAACCCGAAUUUUCAAGGAAGUAAAGGUAACUUUGUUCCAUGCCAACCGUUUAAUAAUCAAGGUGGGUUUUCGGGUCAAGGUUCCUCGAGUGAAAAUGAGGUCAUGGAGAUGUUGAAAACGAUGCAAAUGGAGAUGCAACAAAGAAAUCAGCUUGAUGAGGUUCGUAUACAAAAAGAUGAAAUCCGUGACAAAGCUAUUCAAUCGUUAACCACUCAAAUGGGUCAACUUGCGAGUGAAGUGGCGAUAUUGAAGAAAGCAAAAGGCCAGUUACCGAGUGACACGGUGACAAAUCCCAAGAACAUAAAAAGCGUUAAUAUCAAUGUGGUAAGCACCGUUGCUAGUACUGAAUUUAAUGAAAAAUUUCUAACCUCUUCGUGUCAAAUAAAUACAGGUAUAGGGAAGGACACCGAUGGUGAAAAUGAUAAAGAACAUGGAGCACCAAUCGUGCCUAUCCAUGUGGGAAAAUUAAAAAUCCCUCACGCAUUGUUAGACUACGGGGCGAGCAUGAGUGUGUUACCAAGUGAUCUAUAUGACAUGUAUGAUUUUGGUCCGCUCGAAGAUAUAGACACCAUGGUGAGUUUGGCGGAUGAGAGUUGGAGGCGUCCGCGAGGAGUGGUUAGGAAUGUUAUGAUUCGGUUGGGAGAAUUCGAAUACCCGGUUGAUUUUCUGGUCUUAGAUUAUGCUACUACCGAGAUGGCGUCACAACAAAGGGUGAUUUUGGGUCGACCGUUUCUCUAUACAGCAAAUGCUCAAAUCAACUGUAGAGACGGGAUCAUUAUUAUCACCGAAAAGAGCCGUAUGUUGUUCUUUGAUGUUCAGACGAGGAUUAUUAGUUAUGAGUCCAUUGAGGGGAAGGAUAGCGAAUCUAAUGGUCAUAUGAAAAGCAUGUGUCAAAGAACGAAAAUGAAUAAACCACCGGGUCGUGAAGAAAAGUAUGAAGGUUCAAGCAGGAGUGUACGUGAUUUUCCACCGAACGAACAUGAGAUGGAUGCAUUUUGCUCAAUGACACGAGGAAAUGAUGGAGAUGAUAGAAAUCUUUUCUUUGAGCCACCAUAA